UACAACAUUGACACGUGCGCUGUAACGUGGCGGCAGCGUCGACAGGUUGGUAUAUAAAAGCUGGGUCGUCAAUCGAGUACCGAGAAUCACUCCUUCAGCAUACUAUCGCUUCCUUAAAGAGCCCCCAAGAGAAUUUGGCACUUCAUUCACUGGAACAGUCAUUGCGAACAUGGCUACAAUGACUGAGACAAUCGAACUCCAGCCACGAGAGACUACUGCACCCAAAGACGAUGCCUCGGAUACAGCUAUCCUAAGCUCGCAGCAAACGUGGAAGAGUCCUUCCAUCAACAAGUACCGAGUGCCAGUUACUUUCUGGUCACUGGCUGUCACAGGGAUGAACGAUGCAUCCUAUGGCCCGCUUCUCCCGUAUCUUGAAUCAUACUAUGAUCUCAGCUAUCUCAUUGUCUCUUUGGUCUUUUUAUCGCCAUUUGUCGGAUACACUCUUUCGGCACUCAUCAACAAUUCAAUCCAUAUGAAGUUUGGACAGAGAGGAGUGGCAGUCAUGGCGCCCGCUGCUCAUUUGAUUUCAUACAUGAUUAUCUGUCUGCAUCCUCCUUACCCCGUCCUCGUCGUCGCUUUCAUUCUUGCAGGCUUCGGUAAUGGUCUGGUCGACUCAGCUUGGAAUGCCUGGGUUGGUGCGAUGCAGAAUGCAAACGAGAUAUUAGGACUUCUUCAUGGUGCUUACGGAGUCGGUGCCACUAUCGCGCCCCUGAUUGCAACAUCUAUGAUCUCAAAGGCCGGCCUUCCUUGGUACUCAUGGUACUAUGUCAUGAUUGGUGCCGCGACUAUUGAGCUGGUGACCUCUGUGCACGCUUUCUGGGGUGCGAGCGGCGCUGUGUACCGCUCCGCAACGUCCGGAGAAGAACACAAGGGCGGCCUCGCUCAAGUGACUCUGAAGAUGCCUGCAGCCCGAAUUACCUGGUUGUGUGCAGCAUUCCUUUUGUGCUACGUCGGAAGUGAAGUUGCUCUUGGUGGCUGGAUCGUGCAGUUCAUGCUUAAAGUCAGAGACGGCGAAGAGUUUGCAAGUGGUAUGGUCUCAGUCGGCUUCUGGCUCGGCAUCACAAUGGGACGUAUCGUACUUGGUUUUAUCACACCUCGCAUCGGCGAAAAGCUGGCAGUUUCAAUAUAUCUUCCCAUCGCCAUGGGUCUAGAGCUCCUUUUUUGGCUCGUGCCAUCGUUCUACGUUUCAGCCGUCGCAGUCAGCUUCCAAGGUUUCUUCUUGGGUCCGAUGUUCCCAGCCAUCGUCGUGGUUACGACCAAGCUGUUGCCGAAGCAUCUACACGUUCCCGCAGUUGGAUUCGCAGCUGCUUUUGGUGGUUCAGGCGGAGCCAUUUUCCCGUUUGCAAUUGGUGCUUUGGCGCAAGCCAAGGGUGUUCAAGUGUUGCAACCAAUCAUUCUUGCACUAUUCGGUGUGCAGUUUAUACUGUGGCUCUGUCUCCCCAGGAUUGGUCGCAAGAAGGACUAGAUACGGUUGUGUCCGAACGCUCUCUUAUUCGUAAAAAAUACUACACACUCCUCGCGAUGUGUUUGGAUACCUCGGACAGUCGACCAAUGUCUAAUGGCCCCGUCAAUUUACUCUUGGUGUAGCUCAGCGUUUGAAGACGUCGGGAGAGGUACCAGCAACCAAGUAAUUGCAGUGGCUGAAAUCAAGCCUACCAGCAUCGGCUGGAGUACCCAAACGCCCUUGUGAGAGCUGACGAGUCCUGUAAUGACCGGAAAUAACG
Messenger RNA from Aureobasidium subglaciale EXF-2481, 1724 nucleotides. RefSeq lists its product as uncharacterized. Gene Ontology annotation, biological process: transmembrane transport. The record is from RefSeq and is a predicted model, not a curated record. The transcript has 4 exons. NCBI's taxonomy places the organism in Eukaryota, Fungi, Ascomycota, Dothideomycetes, Dothideales, Saccotheciaceae. Bases 170 to 1465 code for a protein of 431 amino acids. Gene Ontology annotation, cellular component: membrane. Gene Ontology annotation, molecular function: transmembrane transporter activity.